UGGGCGCAUGAGAGCAGUGUGAGCACCAGACGGCUUUCAGCUUUCUGACACACGCGCGCUAUGGACUAAAGUGCUGGAGAGAAGAAGCAAGUGUGUGCACCCUCCAGACAGCUUGUGUCUCUGACCUACUUUAAAAACAUUUUAUUAUUUUUACUUUUGUUUUUAUUUAUUUGGACUGAAAGCAGCAGCUCGUACACCAUGAAGAACUUUGUCUGCCUGUCGGUCUUCAUGUGUCUCUGCGUCCUCACUCAAGUGUUCUGUGAGGACACGGAGCCAAAGGAAGGACUGGAGUUCUGGACCAGCAGGAACCAGAUCCAGGACCCCGCGGGAGACUGGCUCUCCAGAGACCCAUUCAGAGAAAUCCUGCUGAGGAUGACGAGGAAGCCUCGCCCUCAUCAGUUCAUCGGCCUGAUGGGGAAACGUUCUGAGGCAAAUGCCGCACAGAUCACCUGCAAACGACAUAAAGUGAACUCAUUUGUUGAUGUGAUGGGGAAAAGGAGUCACGAGGACCCGGAAUCGUACGAGUGGCGCAUGAUCCCGACGUAUGACGACCGGCGCUGAGCAGACGACAGCCCCCCCCCCCCCACCACCACCACCACCACCACCACCACC
Molecule: messenger RNA, 612 nt
Organism: Nematolebias whitei (Rio pearlfish)
Lineage: Eukaryota; Metazoa; Chordata; Actinopteri; Cyprinodontiformes; Rivulidae
Gene: tac1
Product: tachykinin precursor 1
Exons: 5
Coding region: 199-561 (120 amino acids)
Source: RefSeq, a predicted model, not a curated record